CGCAUCUUCACUGAAACCUUCCACUCUCACAUCAGGGAGAGAGCUCCUGCUCGUGUGCACAAAACAUGGCUUCACCGAGGACAAUAACCAUUGUGGCUCUUUCUUUUGCGUUGGGUCUAUUCUUCGUUUUUAUGGGAACGAUUAAACUAACACCGAGGCUAAGCAAAGACGCAUAUAGCGAAAUGAAAAGAGCCUACAAGAGCUAUGCCAAAGCACUUCCAGGUCUGAAGAAAAUAGGUGUUAGCUCUGUCCUGCUUCGCAAGAUCAUAGGCUCUUUGGAGGUUGGUUGUGGGGUGGUGCUUACUUUGGUACCUGGGAAGCCAAAGGAUGUAGCAAACUUCUUACUCCUGCUGGUUAUGCUGGCGGUCCUCUUCUUUCAUCAGCUUGUUGGAGACCCCCUAAAAAGAUAUGCCCACGCUUUAGUUUUUGGUAUUCUCCUCACAUGCCGACUUCUUAUUGCCCGCCAAAGUGAGGACCGGCCGGAGAGAGAGGACAGCCGAGAAGAACAGUACCUCAACGACCAAGAAAGAAACAAAGUCAAGCAAUCAUAAGCUUGUCUUCCUCUUUGAGCCAAGCCAUUGUGGAUUGGAAUAAUGGGAUUUAAAAAUAUAUGUUUACGGUAAACAACUGUUCCUGAACACAAAACUUGAUGCAUCAAAAUCUGAACUAUACUCUUUUAUGCACCCAGUGUGAUAAUUGUUCAUACAUCCUCAGUGGACAAUCAUAGUGGAAACCAAUUGCUCUUUCUGUCAGAUCACUGAAUUUAUGCCAGCUUUUCUAGCCUUUCCCCCUCACAUUAUGUGUCAUGAUAUUUAAAUGGUGUCCCUUUUAAUGGAAAAAUAAUAUGAAGGUCUGUUAAAAGCCAACUUUGUGUUUUUAAUAAUGAUUAAGAAUCUAGACCUACCACUAUGUUCAGUUAGUGGCAGAGAAAUAAUAACUUUUUUACAUUUUUUAGUCUGCAUGAAUCUUAAUUCCCAUAGUAGGCCAAUCAUUUGGAUCUGGUUUAGAAUAUAUAUGUAAACUGACAGCUUGGACUGUCUCACAUUUGCUGCUAGCUUGUGCAGCAGAAACAACCAAAUCUACCCUUUUACUUGUCUAUGUGUGAGUCUAUGAUCCUCCUUUGGUUUUAUUGUCUUUAAGGAUAUAUCAUUUCAAUGUUUUUGGACUUUUCUUUCGGUAUUCAUUUUAGCAUAGUAGUUACAUUGGACAAGCUUACACUUUCUAAUUUCUAAUAUACAUAAAAAUAUGUUUGAAUAAUCAAAAAUAUGCUGUGAAUUCUAGAUUUAAAAAUAAAGGAUUUGGAAUU
Periophthalmus magnuspinnatus is the source of this 1306-nucleotide messenger RNA. It is a transcript of the gene tmem35, whose product is annotated as transmembrane protein 35. Bases 66 to 551 code for a protein of 161 amino acids. The record is from RefSeq and is a predicted model, not a curated record. Gene Ontology annotation, biological process: positive regulation of protein localization to cell surface; chaperone-mediated protein complex assembly. The transcript is spliced from 2 exons. Gene Ontology annotation, cellular component: endoplasmic reticulum. Lineage: Eukaryota; Metazoa; Chordata; Actinopteri; Gobiiformes; Gobiidae. Gene Ontology annotation, molecular function: acetylcholine receptor regulator activity.